Ylistrum balloti is the source of this 2687-nucleotide messenger RNA. RefSeq names its product cGMP-dependent protein kinase 1-like. Bases 261 to 2603 code for a protein of 780 amino acids. The record is from RefSeq and is a predicted model, not a curated record. Gene Ontology annotation, biological process: protein phosphorylation. The transcript has 20 exons. NCBI's taxonomy places the organism in Eukaryota, Metazoa, Mollusca, Bivalvia, Pectinida, Pectinidae. Gene Ontology annotation, molecular function: cGMP-dependent protein kinase activity; ATP binding.
CGAUUUCACCGGGGAUCAUUUUACAUCUCACUGCACUAUAAGGUUACAACCAAAGAUGGCCCUUGCUGAUCACUGAAGUGCCAGCGCUGUGUUUACAACAGGAAAUCACUAAAGACAGAGUGUGAUGUGAAAGCUGCAUUUUCGUUGCUUGGCAGCAAUUUGCAGCUUUUCAUAAGCGUACAUCAUUUUAUCGCUACACAUGCUAUUGAACCAGCCUAUCAGAAGGCUCGUUACAGUUGACGUCGAAAGCAAUUACAACCAUGCCGUUACCAAACAACACUAAGGGAUCACUGUUCAGCAGGGGGAAUUCUGGCAAGGCUAGUAGCCAGACCAAGCCAGGACUAUCGACUUCCCCUGUAAGGGGAGUCAAGAUGGGCAACGGGGCCAGUUCGGCUUCUUCAACUCAAGAAGGGGAUUCACACGAACAUCUAAAUAACAAGAAAUUAAUACCAGAUUUAAGGGCGGAAAUCAAAAUUCGUGACGCAAAAAUAUUGAAAUAUGAAACGGAACUAUUGGAAAGAAAGCGGCUACUGGAGGAAAAAUGUGCGGAAAUUACAAAAUUACGAGCUGAAGUUGACAAGUUACAAUCGGUGUUACAAAUUAAAGUUCACAAAGAUGCUGGACAUCCGGACAUUUUGGCGACAAUUCAUGAAAAUUCAUCCGUGCCGGGUCAGGAAGGGCGGAGCAAGAAACAGGGUGUUUCUGCUGAGAGUCCUAUGUCAAGCCAGCAUGGCACGGUAGUGGAAAUUAAGAGACACGAGAAGGAAUUCAGAUCAAAACAGUUAAUAAAAGAUGCAAUUCUAGACAAUGACUUUUUGAAAAACCUAGACUCAACACAGGUACGAGAGAUAGUAGACACUAUGUACGAGAAAGAAGUGAAACAGGGCCACUACAUCAUUCGGGAGGGCGAGAGUGGACAGCACUUAUAUGUAUCAGCAGAUGGAGAAUUGGAGGUGCUAAAGGAGUCCAAAGUGUUGGGUAAAAUGAAGGCUGGUCGCGCUUUUGGGGAAUUAGCCAUUCUCUACAACUGCACAAGAACUGCUUCCGUCCGAGCAUUGUCUGAUGUGAAGGUAUGGGUGCUAGAUCGACGUGUGUUCCAGGCCAUCAUGAUGAAGACCGGUAUACAACGACAGGAAGAGAACAUCCGCUUCCUUAGAAGCGUUCCACUUUUGAAAAAACUGCCGACAGAAAAAUUAGCGAAAAUAGCGGAUGUUUUAGAAGUGGACUUUUUCCAUGAACACGAAUACAUCAUUAGAGAAGGCGGAACAGGUGACACAUUCUUUAUCAUCAAUAAGGGAGAGGUCGAAGUGACACAAAAGAUAGCCGGAUUCGACGACCCUCAACUCAUCAGAUCUCUUAAACGUGGUGAUUACUUCGGCGAGAAGGCGUUACUCAGCGAAGACCGCCGAACAGCCAACGUGAUAGCUCAGGCACCUGGGGUGGAAUGUCUAACGGUGGACAGAGAUUCAUUCAAUAAGCUCAUCGGGGACUUGAAAGAACUCCAAGAAAAAGAUUAUGGUGAUGAAGCAAGAGGUGCACAAAGGCUUUCAGAACAUAAGAAUGACUCCCAAGAACAGAGGUCUAGCGGCGGGAAUGGUUCCGAGAUGCCACUCUCUCCUAUGCGAGAGAAGGUGGAACAGGAAUACCGGGACAUACAGCUGGACCAACUUGAGUUGGUUGCCACUCUGGGAAUGGGAGGCUUCGGGCGUGUAGAACUGGUGCAACUUACGACCGACAGAAGCAGGACGUUUGCUCUUAAGUGCCUUAAGAAAAAACAUAUAGUGGACACUAGACAACAGGAACAUAUCUAUUCGGAAAAGAAAAUUAUGAUGGAGUCGAACUGUGCGUUCAUCGCCAGAAUGUAUAAAACGUUUAAAGACAAGAAGUAUGUGUAUAUGCUGAUGGAGGCCUGUCUAGGAGGAGAGCUAUGGACCAUACUACGUGACAGAGGUUACUUCGAUGACGCCACGGCUCGCUUCUGUGUGGCCUGUGUUGUGGAAGCUUUCCAUUUCCUACAUGAUCGUGGUAUCAUCUACCGAGAUCUGAAACCUGAAAAUCUGCUGCUGGACGCGAACGGAAUCGUCAAACUGGUCGACUUCGGAUUCGCCAAGAAAAUGGGGCCUGGUCGGAAGACUUGGACUUUUUGUGGUACCCCGGAGUAUGUUGCCCCUGAAAUUAUCCUAAACAAAGGCCACGACCGUGCUGCGGACUACUGGUCGCUGGGAAUACUCAUGUUUGAACUGCUGACCGGGAGUCCACCAUUUGCUGGCACCGAUCCCAUGAAGACGUACAAUAUCAUCCUCAAAGGAAUCGACUCCAUAGAAAUACCUCGCAAGAUUAACAAGAUUGCAAACGUUCUCAUCAAAAAGCUAUGCAAAGACAAUCCUGCCGAACGUUUAGGGUACGGCAAAAACGGAAUAUUGGAAAUUAAAAAACACAAAUGGUUCCAGGGUUUUGAUUGGGACGGUUUAAACAGUAGAAAAAUUCUACCCACUAUCAUUCCAAAGGUACGGAGCCCAACGGAUUAUAGCAAUUUUGAUAGCUAUCCUAAAAGCAUUGACAUACCUCCCGACGAGUUGUCUGGUUGGGAUUUUGACUUUUAGUUGUGGAAUUCUGAGAAGCCGGAUUUGCCAAAACAAAUGGUCUCUAAAAGACUUGUGUGAGAUUUACAAUGGUUCUUGUGUUAU